UUGCUACUAUCUCCGAACUGACCUGGCCCUCGAUUCGACAUUCGAAUACUUCUUGAACUAUUCUCGCUACAAUGGACCCAUUCUCAGCAGAAGGCGAAUUAAUCAACAUCCACAAUGCCUUCCACCAAGGCCAAUAUCCCGCCGUGAUCGACUUCGACCCCGCGGUCCUCUCCCCGGAGAACCAGCUCCCCGCCCGCAUCCUCCAGCUCCGCGCCCAGAUCGCGCUGGGCCAGUCCGCCGCCGUGCUGGCCGAGCUCGCCGGCGAGGACGACAGCAACCCGGACCUGGCCGCGGUGAAGGCCCUGGCGCAGCAGUCGGCCGGCGAUCUCGAGUCGGCGCACACCCUCGCCCAGGACCUCGCCGAGAACUUUCCCGACAACGGCACCGUGCAGGUCCUGGCCGGCACGGUGCUGCAGGCCCAGGGACGCAGUGAGGAGGCGCUGGCGCUGUUGGCCAAGCAUCAGGGAAGUUUGGAGGCCGUCGCCUUAAUCGUGCAGAUCCACCUCCACCAGAACCGAUCCGAUCUCGCCCUGAAAGAAGUGCAGGCCGCCAAGCGCUGGGCGCAGGAUUCGCUGCUGGUCAACCUGGCGGAAUCGUGGGUGGGGUUGAGAGUCGGUGGCGAGAAAUACCAAGCGGCCUUCUACGUUUACGAGGAACUGGCCUCCGCGCCCGGCACCGCCGCCCCGCUGUCGAUCGUCGGCCAGGCCGUCGCCGAGCUGCACCUGGGGAGACUCCCCGAGGCGGAGGCGGCGCUGUCCACGGCGCUGGAGAAAUAUCCCGACGAUGCUGAGGUGAUCGCCAAUGCGAUCGUGUUGAAUGUUCUCGCUGGCAAAUCGGCGGAGGAGUUGGAAGGACGUCUCCAGCAGACUCACCCGUCGCAUCCUCUGUUGAGCGAUAUCCAGGAGAAGAGUGAUCUCUUUGACUCUGCGGCGGCUAAGUACGCCCCUAGGGUGUCGGCCUAAGUUGAGUGCUAGGCGCUGCUGUGUUUUGACUCUGCAUUUGUUUCCUCCUUUCUUGAAGUUUACAUUUAGUAUCACCCUCUAGCGCAAGUUGCUCCUUUCAUGAUGAAUCCAUACGAUGGCAUAGCUUUCGUACUACCAGUAAAUAUUA
Aspergillus aculeatus ATCC 16872 is the source of this 1110-nucleotide messenger RNA. Its product is annotated as putative Coatomer subunit epsilon. Gene Ontology annotation, cellular component: COPI vesicle coat. The transcript is spliced from 5 exons. The record is from RefSeq and is a predicted model, not a curated record. Gene Ontology annotation, biological process: retrograde vesicle-mediated transport, Golgi to endoplasmic reticulum; intra-Golgi vesicle-mediated transport; endoplasmic reticulum to Golgi vesicle-mediated transport. NCBI's taxonomy places the organism in Eukaryota, Fungi, Ascomycota, Eurotiomycetes, Eurotiales, Aspergillaceae. Gene Ontology annotation, molecular function: structural molecule activity; protein binding. Bases 72 to 962 code for a protein of 296 amino acids.